This is a messenger RNA of Spizellomyces punctatus DAOM BR117, 1313 nucleotides long. RefSeq lists its product as uncharacterized. Bases 444 to 773 code for a protein of 109 amino acids. Lineage: Eukaryota; Fungi; Chytridiomycota; Chytridiomycetes; Spizellomycetales; Spizellomycetaceae. The transcript is spliced from 2 exons. The record is from RefSeq and is a predicted model, not a curated record.
CGACUCGAUCGACAUCUCCCAUAAUUGACCGAUAUCCAUGUUUGACGAAUGACGAAAAGAAGACGGGAAGGCGUUGAUGGAAUGCAAUGAUCAGUUGAACACAAGCCAAGAACUAGUCAGCAUGUUGGGACAACCUGGCUUGUCCAAGUCGUACCCUCAAAAAUAGCGCUGGAUUCAGAAACAGGUAUCAUUGGUGAUGUGUCCCGCUCUCUGACCUGGGUGACCUGGGGGAAAUCCUGUCUACUUGUAGGGCAUCAUCACUGGGAUUGCCUACCCCUCGGACUAAAUGUGUACGGUCAAACUUACAGUAUAAGUUAGAUAUUCUCUAACUACUAUAUUGGUAUUACUGUACUAUGUGAAUUCCGAAUAGUAGAAAAUAAAUCUUAUAACUACUACCAUUAAAUCACAGUUACUCAUAUAAUAUUUUAUUGGAAACUAUCUUGAUGGAGUGUGAAAUGUUGAACCGAAGUGAGGAUUUACUGUCCGCCAUCUCCCGUCGCGUAUCAAUGAUAUCAAACACGUCCAAAGAAAGCGCGGAUAAUAUCAGCAAGAAAGAUCCUUCAUCGACCGGCGAUUAUCUAGAUCUGGGUAAAUGCGCCAAGUACUGGUGGUCUUUAUCGCGCAUUAUCCAAGCUUCCUAUGACACGUCCUAUGGUCCGAAGCACUCACAGCACCGUCCGCUUUAUCGAAGAUGUCUAGUUACGGAUUCCCCGCUAACCUCUGUAUGCAUUUUCCAGUCUAAGCAGCCUAUCCCGUUCAAAUCGCGCGGAUGAAAGACGAUGCCGUCGAAUUCGCUCUCGGAAUUCGCUGGUAGCUGAUCGACGAUUCUGGGCUGACCCAUGGAAUCGUAAAAAAUGCCGCUACUUGACCGUAUAGUCGCCGUUCCACGAUGGAUGCAAAGAAUGGCGCCAAGACAAGUCCGUGAUUCAACAGAAGCCGUGUCAGAAAAGUGGAUGCAUAUCUGCAGUUACCUCGGUGAAGCAAUGCGGGUACUGCAUUGUCUAUUGGAACUCCGCAUGCAUUGGAUUCCAACCGCUGUGACAUCCUUGGUCGAGUCGGGCAAUGUCUAUCAGACACGAAAUAUCCGUAACCUUGCAGGUGCAAGGUAUCGAUGAGCGUGUGCCCAUCCAGUGAGCCGGCAAUCACUUGCAGCAGUUGUGGCCAUAUGGGAUCGUUGGUAAAGGGCCAUCCAGUUCGAAAGUAUCGAUCUUUGGAAGACGUAUGGCGGACGCAGGCCCACUUGGGCGUUACAAGGCAUGCUGCUGUGAUGUGUCGUUGCUGCCGUUGUGGUGAUGGGUCGCUGCUGCGUUGGG